CAUCAUCAUCUCUCCAACAAACAAUCUCUGCAAAAUCAUCAUCUUAAUCUGAUCACACCUACCCCCAGUAAAUCGAACCCUGAUUUUUUUUUUCAGCUCUUUCUAUUCUCGUCCACAGAAAAAAGAAACGCCUUACUUUUCGCCGCAAUAUAAAUUUGAAUAAAACUUUGAAAGUGAUGUCAUCAUCAUCUUAAUACAAAGACUUCUCUAUCUCUCUAAAAAUUCUACAGUCAAACACUCAAGGUCUCCGUCGUUUUAAGCUUAUAUUUACAAUAUACUUUCUACAAUUUCCUCUGGAGUUUUAAGGGGGCGUUUGUUUUGACGAAGAGGGGUUUGAUUGAAUUUUGAGUUGGUGUUGUGAUUAGGAUUCACAAAGAUGGAUCCAAGAACAACUCCAGCUAAAGCUGAUAAGAAAGUUGACAAAUUUGAUGUGGGAAAAGUGAAGGGUGUGGGAAGUAUGAGUAACAAAGAUAUGAUUGUUAGAGCUGAUAAGAUUGAUUUAAAGAGUUUGGAUAUCGAAUUGGAGAAGCGUCUAAGUAGGGUUUGGUCUAGGGAUAAAGACCUUAAUAAACCAAAGGAAGAAUGGGAGAUUGAUUUGUCAAAAUUGGAGAUAAAGAGUGUUAUAGCUCAUGGAACUUACGGUACUGUGUAUAAAGGUGGUUACGAUGGCCGAGAUGUUGCAGUGAAGCUUUUGGAUUGGGGUGAGGAUGGUGUUGCCACAACUGCUGAAACUGCUGCGCUUCGGACAUCAUUUAGGCAAGAGGUUGCUGUCUGGCAUAAGCUUGACCAUCCUAACGUUACUAAGUUUAUUGGGGCUUCAAUGGGAACUUCCAAUCUUAAGAUUCCUCCUGGGAAUUCCGACGGUCGCAGUGCCCUUCCUGCAAGAGCAUGUUGUGUUGUUGUGGAGUAUCUUCAAGGAACACUGAAGAGUUAUUUGUUUAGAAAUCGACGCAAGAAACUUCCAUAUAAGACUGUGAUACAACUUGCAUUGGACCUUGCUAGAGGGUUGAGUUAUUUGCAUUCUCAGAAGAUUGUACAUCGUGAUGUCAAGACGGAAAACAUGUUAUUGGAUAGUAAAUUAACCGUGAAAAUUGCUGAUUUUGGUGUUGCUCGUGUGGAAGCUCAAAACCCGAGUGAUAUGACUGGUGAAACCGGUACCCUCGGUUACAUGGCCCCUGAGGUUCUUGAUGGUAAACCCUACAAUAGAAGGUGUGACGUAUACAGCUUUGGUAUAUGCUUAUGGGAAAUCUACUGCUGUGCUAUGCCAUAUCCUGAUCUUAGUUUUGCUGAAGUCUCAUCUGCAGUUGUUCAACAGCAUUUGCGACCAGAAAUGCCGAGAUGUUGUCCUAGCCCAUUAGCAAACAUCAUGCGGAAGUGUUGGGAUGCAAACCCUGAAAAACGACCAGAAAUGAGUGAGGUGGUAAUGUUGUUAGAGGCUCUUGAUACCAGUAAAGGAGGAGGCAUGAUACCAGAAGACCAGAAAAGUGGAUGCUUUUGUUUCGGUGUUGCUCGGGGUCCAUGAUUUUUUUUUUACCUGUUUCUUAUGUUGCAGUGGUAUUAGUGUUGUAGAGGGUUUUAGUUUGAUUUCCUUUUUGUAUGGUCUCCUUGCAUCGUAUACAACCGUGUUUUUUUAGUUGCGGAGGAGGAUGCUUGAAAUAAUUAGGGAAACCUAUAAUCACAUUCAGAGCUCAUUGUUUGCCCUCAUAACUAUAUACUCCAAGUCAUAUAAAUAUAAUUGCUUGAGUUUGUAGUUUGUAAUGUAUAUUUGUACGUUAAACUCA
This is a messenger RNA of Papaver somniferum (opium poppy), 1781 nucleotides long. RefSeq names its product serine/threonine-protein kinase STY13-like. Gene Ontology annotation, molecular function: protein kinase activity; ATP binding. The record is from RefSeq and is a predicted model, not a curated record. NCBI's taxonomy places the organism in Eukaryota, Viridiplantae, Streptophyta, Magnoliopsida, Ranunculales, Papaveraceae. Gene Ontology annotation, cellular component: plasma membrane. Gene Ontology annotation, biological process: protein phosphorylation. Bases 377 to 1522 code for a protein of 381 amino acids. The transcript is spliced from 7 exons.